Messenger RNA from Linum trigynum, 1659 nucleotides. The record is from the annotation of a GenBank genome assembly. NCBI's taxonomy places the organism in Eukaryota, Viridiplantae, Streptophyta, Magnoliopsida, Malpighiales, Linaceae.
AAGAAUCUACGACUGUGAUGUUUACAAACCAGUGAAGAACACCUACAAUACAAGUAGACUAUAUUCUGCCCAGUCCCAAGUUCUGUAGUGCAAAAUAAAUGUAUUUGUCUCAAUUGCAUGCUAAUGUGAGUUGUAUUUCCAAAACCAUUGUGGUUUAGUACUACUGUCCGAGAACUUGUGCUAUAGAAGUGAAAAAGGCAAGCAGUCCGAAUUAAGAUUGCUUGUAAGCAUGUUUAUAAUGUUGAUAUUUGUGCGAGUUGUACUCUGCCUGGAAUUCUGGGCUGUCAUUUUUAAUUAUACCCUUACCACAUCAUUUCAGGAGUUCGUUCAGGUGCUUUUGUUAGCGAAGCUAGGUAGUUGGUUCCUUUGAGCUCGGAGUCGUAAAAGUUGCGUGACCUAGUAAAACCAAGGUAAGGUUUAUGCCCGGUGGAUAGUACUUUUUAUGAUAAAACCAGUUUAUUUGACAUGCAAAGCACGUGGAAAAGGUUGUUGAAUGAGUUUAUGUCACGGUCAGAAGAGGAGAGGCAAAAGUGAAAACAGUUUGCCUUUCAGAGUGCUAAUGUGCCUGGUAGUGGCGGAAGAAGCAGUGCGACUCCUUUUCGCCAGUAAUGUUCUCAACGUCAAACUUUAACAUCUUGCUUUGAUCAAGACCUUGCUUGAGGAGCAACGUAAAAGAGAGAGCAGUGACUUGUUAGAUCUGGUCGAGAGCUAAGAGUUGGCAGCUCAGUUAAGUGCUGAUGCUGGUUGCCACUUGGAAAUGCAGCAACGGUGACCCUGGAAAUGGAGACAAUCACACAGGCAGGGAAUAGUGGAUCCUUUCCCAACCUAUGCAGGGCAAGUUAAAGAUUCGAAAGGAAGAGGAAAUGAGGAACUUGCCGAUGCAAACCUGCGUCCUUUCGUUCAAUGCUUUGGAGAAUGGUGUGCUAGGCAUUGUUGGGCUCUCUCUUUCUCCUCCUCCUCCUCUUGCAACAGAUGAGGCAAACGCAUCGGAGCAUAUUGUUGAGCAAAUGGUCGAUGAGACUCUGGAACAACCUGCACAACCUCACCAAACUACGACUCAAGCCAGAACAUCCACCGACAUAUACUUAUCCCAUUUGGAGGCAUUGGGUCGGCAGAAUGCCCAAAUCCUGGAGCAAAAUGCACUCAUUCUCUCCCGCCUCGAUAGAGAAAAUGAAGCUCGGCGCUACAUCAUCAAAUGCAACAUCACAUCAUGAUGUCCUUGAGGAUUGACUACAAAAUAUUCCCAAGACCUUGGGAAUUAUCUCUUAAGCCAACCGAGGAAAGCAAUGAAGAGGGCAGUGAAGACUGAAGAGGAUGACGAUGAGCAAAACAAGGAAAGCAAUGAAGAGGAAAAAUGCACCAACGAGGAAGAGGUAGUGAAGAGGAUGGCGAGGGAACUGACGAUGAUCAAAACAAGGAAAGCAAUCAAGAGGACAAAGGGACCAAUGAGGAAGAGGGUAGUGAAGACGAUGACGAGGGCAAUGACGAUGACCAAAACAAGGAAAGCAAUCAAGAGAACAAAGGGACCAAUGAGGAAGAGGGCAGUGACUCUAGCGAGGGCAAUGAAGAUGAGCAAAUCCAGGAAAACAAUGACGAGGACGAGAGCACUGACAAGGAAGAGGGGCAGUGAAGAUGAGCCAAUCAAAGUCCUUAGUACUU